Messenger RNA from Anopheles darlingi, 2266 nucleotides. RefSeq names its product allatotropins-like. The transcript has 3 exons. The record is from RefSeq and is a predicted model, not a curated record. The coding region runs from base 300 to 950 and encodes 216 amino acids. Lineage: Eukaryota; Metazoa; Arthropoda; Insecta; Diptera; Culicidae.
GUCUACGGCUGGUCUCGCAUAACGGACGAGCCGAAAGGAAAGCGAUCCGGUGCUAGCGCUGUGGGCACUUUCGUGUCGUGUGUUGUGUUCUACGGAAAUUGUGUACCAACGAACGAGAAACAUCCAAAAGAAAAGUUUGAUCAACGGACCAACCCACAACAAAUAAAAGACAUAAAUUUGCACCACGCGUACCACGAGUGGUCGGUGCACGAGUUCCGGUUGAGUGUUGCUUUCGUUGUUUGACGACGGUCGGCGUGAUUCCGGAUCCAACGCACAUCUUGCGCCAGCGAACGCAGAACAUGGAGAUUAUGAAAAUAUCCAUCAACCGGUUGACGCUGCUGGUGUUCGUUGCGACGGCGCUACUGUGCUGGCAGGCUUCCGAGGCCGGUCCGGCUCGGCAGCUGGCCAGUCUGGCGGCAGCAAGAGCCUCCAAGAUACCGCGCUCGAUUCGGGCACCGUUCCGCAAUUCGGAGAUGAUGACGGCCCGCGGUUUCGGUAAACGCGGUCGGGUACCGAUCGGUGUGAACUACGGUGGUACAUCGGCAUCGCGUGGCCGCACCGGUGCCGAUGGUGAUCUGGAGCUGGCGGGCGGCUGGAUCGAGGAGAAGCACGAGCUGGGCCGCCUGAUCGACGACAUGGCCGGACUCGACCAAUCACUGUCGUCGUCGUCGGCGGCGGCGGCAUCGUCGGCGAUCGAUCCGCUCGGUGUCGGCGAACAGGAGACGACGAGCUUCCCGCUCGAUUGGUUCGCCAACGAGAUGUCCACCAACCCGGUACUGGCCCGGUCCAUUCUGCAGCGCUUCGUCGACACCAACCGGGAUGGGUUGCUGGAAGCGGCCGAGCUGCUACCAUCGACUGUCACUGGCAGUGGUGGUGGUGGUGGUGGCGGCGGAGGCGGCAGUAGUGGAAGUCCUGGUUCACCCUUGAACGAGGUGGUCGAGUUGUACUAAAAAUGGGGGACAGAUACUUCUGCUCCUUCAUUCCAUUACGUUCUGGAUUCCUGUGUGACGUCACUGUCGAUGAUCGUUGGACCUUACCUUACAAACCUUGGGGUACGGUAGUGCAACUCCCACUCCAGUUACACCCCACCGAACCCUAUUCCUUCGGUUAGUAGAGGACGCUUUUCCUGCUGGGAGUUCACUAAGUUGGAAUGAAAAAAAUCUGUAAAAAAAAAACCGAACCGUUAAUAACCAUGGCAGACCCGAGGUGGUUGUUCUGUUCCAUGGGCCGCCCUAACAGCAGCUGCUGAUACUGGUGUAUCGAGAAGAUAAGUUAGAUCCGUUAAGGACGCAACGGCACACCACGCAACGUGAAGAUGGAACCAGUAAAGGCUGGGUAUUGGUUGCAGCUUCAGGUUCAGGUAGUGCCGGUUGCAAGCCCACCGCAUCCGCGCAUUCUCCGGUCCUUCUGGCCUUCUGUUCCAUUCCUCUCUGUGUGUCAGUGUGUAUCCGCACGUGUAUGUGGGUCUGUGUGGAUGUAGUAUGUAAUGGAGGAGUAUGGUGUCUCUGGUUCUAGAUUGUUUUUUUUUUCCUUUUCUGGCGAAGAAGCGCAAACAAUUUCAAUUUCUGCUGCUGCUGCUGCUGCUCCUACUGCUACUGUUGUCUACACAUGUGCGUGUGUGUGUCUUCCGUAUUGUUCUCUCCUUCUCUUCCCCCCACACCGAUGCUGGUGCUUGUAGGAUAGUAGAUGUUAAGGAGGCGCAGUGCAUCAAGCGACCACACGCCACGGAAGCAAUUCGUUUAUCCCUCGCCAGAACAGCAGCACGCACCAAAAGCCACCAUUUAAUUACCGGGAAACAGACAGUGCUAAGCUGGUUCUCUUGUCUGGCCCUGCGCUUCAGCUGGUUUAACGAAAACGAUCGGAUAAAGAGAAAAAUAAUUCAUAUGAAUAAAUCAUGUGCUAAACCGAAUAGAGUCGUGUAACCAGAUUCGGAUAGCUUUAGUGCGUAGAUUGGAACUAAACCAAGGACAGAAAAGGGAAAUACAAGAGGAAGUAACAUACCACCAAUGGAAGAUGUAAAGAGGAGGAUAGCACUAAUACCAUUGAUACACAAUUGCGGGCGUAAAUAUGUGCCAAGAGAUCAGCAAAACUUGCGAAGAAACUGUCGAGAAUAAGGGAGAAACAGAUACAAUUUAGCGUUUAAAAAACUUAUAAACCAAACAAAAAAACACACACACACAUACACACACACACACACAAAGCCACAUUGUUCCACUGGUUAAACACACUUGUAAAUUACGAACGAAAAAUAUAUUGGUUGAACAGC